Messenger RNA from Folsomia candida, 2551 nucleotides. Its product is annotated as lysosomal cobalamin transporter ABCD4. Lineage: Eukaryota; Metazoa; Arthropoda; Collembola; Entomobryomorpha; Isotomidae. Gene Ontology annotation, molecular function: ATP hydrolysis activity; long-chain fatty acid transmembrane transporter activity; ATP binding. Gene Ontology annotation, cellular component: peroxisomal membrane. Gene Ontology annotation, biological process: peroxisome organization; very long-chain fatty acid catabolic process; long-chain fatty acid import into peroxisome. The record is from RefSeq and is a predicted model, not a curated record. Bases 153 to 2408 code for a protein of 751 amino acids. The transcript has 11 exons.
AGCGGCAAUCAGUCCACAUUCUGCCCAAAAAUCCAAACACACUCACUCGACUGAAUAUUUAGAAAUUAUAAUGUAGUUGUAUUUUACAAGCUCUUUAAUUUUUCAUUUUUGUAUUACUUCUCUUGUUUUAUUGAUAAUGUUAUUUUUCAUACAUGUUUAUAGAUUUGAAAUAUAAUGAGGGUUUUUAUAAAAAAUUUGGUGGGAUUUACAGAAAAAAGUUAACCUACUGCUGCUACGAGAUAGACAUGGAGGAAGCGGAUGCAGUGCAUCACCGAAUUUUGGAGAUGCAGGCGCGGCGGCCUAUUCAUGUCGACCUCGUCGUCAUGUCAGAGGUUGACCGUGAACAGAGUUACGACGACGACAACAAGCACUUGGCAAACCACGGGGGGAGGAGGAAUUUGAGUUCGGAUGCUCAAGCCGUGUUAGCCGUGGGCUCUCCAUCUUCGUCCACUCGGUCAACCGCCACCACUACUCCUCGCAACGACAAGUCCUCCUCACCUGCCAAGAGCAAUGGGGUCAGCACAGGGGGGACGAACGGAGAACACGAAGAGGAGUCCUUCGGCUUCGACAUUGUGUUCUUCAGAAGAUUUUAUCGGCUCCAUGGUCUUCUUUUCCUCUCUUGCACUUCAUUGUCAACACUUCUUUUUGCGUUCCUUAUUUCCAUUUGUCUCCUCCAAGAGUAUAUCGUCUACAGAGUUGGAUUAAUUGCAAGUGGAUUUUAUAAAGUUCUUGCUGAUAGGGACGUCUCUGGAUUUCAAACACAAACGUAUACGUCACUAGGAAUUAUCUUGGCAGUGGCAUUUACCAAAAGUACAAACCAAUACGUCCAAAAAGUACUGACAGUAACGUGGAGACAAUUACUGUGUAAAGCUGUGCAUAGAUUAUACUUUGCGGAUAUACGAUACUAUCAACUGAACGUCUUGGAUAAAUCGAUCGAUAAUCCUGACCAACGAAUGACACAGGAUAUCGACAAGUUUUGCACGACUUAUUGUGAAAUAUUGCCUAAGCUGAUUAUUUCUCCUUUUGUAAUAUCAUAUUAUUGCUAUCAAGCGUAUGACAGGUCAGGCUGGCAAGGACCAUUGGGAUGUUUUUGUUUUUUCUUUGUGUCAACUAUUGUGAAUAAAAUAAUUAUGACGCCAAUCGUUCAGUAUGUUGUGAAACAAGAACAAUGUGAAGGGAAUUUCAGGUUUAUUCAUAUGUUGGUCCGGGUCAACUCUGAAUCAAUUGCAUUCCUAAAUGCUUCCGGAAUCGAAGCCGACAAAACCAACGAGUCCCUCGAUAAAUUGAUCCAAACUCAACAUCGCUUAUAUUUUCGUCAAUUUUUUCUCAACUUUUCUGUUAAUAUGUUUGACUAUCUGGGGUCAAUAUUUAGUUAUUUAAUGCUUGCAAUUCCAAUAUUUUCGGGCCGGUAUGAUGACCUAACACCAGCAGAACUAAGUGCUGUAAUAAGCCAGAAUUCGUUUGUACUGAUAUAUUUGAUAUACACGUUUUCAUCUUUAGUUGAUACGUCGGGAAAGUUUACAGACAUAGCUGGCGUAGUUCAUCGAAUAUCACAAUUAAUCGAAAAACUAAAUGCACUUGGGGAUUUCUGGAAUGACUUGUUCCCAGAUGAUUAUGACCAACGCACUGCUAGUUCUUUGGAAUUAUAUGGAGAAUGGUCAAAUAGACGUAGAGAUGCCGGCCGGGAUGGUGAUGACUCACUUGAUGAUAAAGCCAAACGAAAUUCUCACUCUAGUAGAUUACUUCCAGCCAUUAUGUUAAAAGAUGUUACAUUUUCUCCGCCAAUGUGUGAAAAACCCUUAAUUGUGAACUUGACAAUGUCAUUUUCUGCUGGAGAAUCUAUUUUGAUAAUUGGUCACAGUGGGUAUGGUAAAUCUAGCCUAUUAAGAAUAUUGCGAGGACUUUGGCCUCACACUGAAGGAACAAUUCGAAAAUUUUAUCCACCCGGACCACAAGGAGUUCUUUAUUGUCCUCAAAAACCAUACCUUACUAUCGGUACCUUACGAGAUCAGGCAUGCUUUCCUCUAAAGUCAGGUUGUUCUAGUGCACAGGAGGACAACUUGAUUAUCCAUUACUUAAGUUUGCUCAAGUUGAAGUCUCUGUUGGAACGAGUUGGGGGACUGGACGUUGUGGUUUCUUGGAAUUUAUUGGAUAGUCUUUCGCCUGGAGAAAUGCAACGUCUCAGCUUCGUUAGGAUAUUCUUCCAUCGUCCCCUUAUUGCAAUUCUUGAUGAAGCAACAAGUGCCUUGCCAUUAGAAAUGGAGAGCUUAAUUUACUUGGAGUGCCAAAGACUGGGCAUUACAACCAUCAGCGUUGGCCAUAGAGCUUCCCUUCGACAAUUUCAUGAUAAAUUACUUACCAUCGCCCGAAAUGGUGGAUGGACGUUAGAGCCAAUAGUUCCUAUAUAAAAAAUAUAUAUAAUAGCGAAAUUUAAUUUGCAUUCUUAUUAGUCCUUCAAAUGCUGUCUCAUAAGUAUUAUGACAUGAAUUUUAUUGAAAUAUUAUGACUGAGACAAGCUAGUUUUAAAAUAAAGUUUAAUUUAUUCAAAAUA